Bactrocera tryoni is the source of this 1507-nucleotide messenger RNA. RefSeq names its product acetylcholine receptor subunit alpha-type acr-16 (gene nAChRalpha6). Gene Ontology annotation, biological process: signal transduction; nervous system process; monoatomic ion transmembrane transport. Lineage: Eukaryota; Metazoa; Arthropoda; Insecta; Diptera; Tephritidae. Gene Ontology annotation, cellular component: postsynaptic membrane; neuron projection; synapse. The transcript is spliced from 10 exons. Bases 1 to 1254 code for a protein of 417 amino acids. Gene Ontology annotation, molecular function: acetylcholine-gated monoatomic cation-selective channel activity; transmembrane signaling receptor activity. The record is from RefSeq and is a predicted model, not a curated record.
AUGGUGCCACUAAGCAGUAUAGAGUGGAAUGACUAUAAUUUACGAUGGAAUGAAUCCGAAUAUGGAGGCGUGAAAGAUUUGCGGAUAACGCCAAAUAAGCUGUGGAAACCGGAUGUGCUUAUGUACAACAGCGCGGAUGAGGGAUUCGAUGGCACGUAUCACACCAACAUUGUGGUCAAACAUAACGGCAGUUGUCUGUACGUGCCCCCUGGUAUCUUCAAGAGCACAUGCAAGAUAGACAUCACGUGGUUCCCAUUUGAUGACCAACACUGCGAAAUGAAAUUCGGUAGUUGGACUUACGAUGGAAAUCAGUUGGAUUUGGUUUUGAAUUCCGAAGAUGGAGGGGAUCUUUCCGAUUUCAUAACAAAUGGCGAGUGGUAUCUGCUUGCAAUGCCUGGCAAGAAGAAUACCAUCGUCUACGCGUGCUGCCCGGAACCCUACGUGGACGUCACAUUCACGAUACAAAUCCGACGGCGUACAUUAUAUUAUUUUUUCAAUUUAAUUGUGCCGUGUGUGCUGAUAUCAUCGAUGGCUUUAUUAGGAUUUACACUACCUCCCGAUUCGGGCGAAAAAUUAACAUUAGGCGUAACUAUACUUCUAUCCUUAACAGUAUUUCUAAAUCUUGUUGCUGAAUCCAUGCCGACAACGUCGGACGCUGUCCCCCUUAUAGGCACCUACUUCAAUUGCAUCAUGUUUAUGGUGGCAUCAUCGGUGGUGCUGACGGUUGUUGUGCUCAACUAUCAUCAUCGCACGGCGGAUAUACACGAAAUGCCGCCUUGGAUUAAAUCCGUUUUCCUGCAAUGGCUGCCAUGGAUUUUACGUAUGGGUCGUCCGGGCCGAAAAAUCACACGAAAAACAAUUCUACUAAGCAAUCGCAUGAAAGAAUUGGAAUUAAAGGAACGUUCUUCCAAAUCACUACUGGCCAAUGUGCUGGAUAUCGAUGAUGAUUUCCGGCAUACGAUCUCCGGUUCACAAACGGCGAUCGGUUCAUCAGCAAGCUUCGGUCGCCCCACAACGGUGGAGGAGCAUCAUAAUACAAUAGGUUGCAAUCAUAAAGAUUUACAUUUGAUUCUUAAAGAAUUACAAUUCAUAACAUCACGUAUGCGUAAAUCCGAUGAUGAGGCGGAAUUAAUAAGCGAUUGGAAAUUCGCGGCAAUGGUUGUGGAUAGAUUUUGUUUAAUUGUUUUUACGCUCUUUACAAUUAUCGCAACAGUCACCGUUCUGUUGUCGGCUCCACACAUUAUCGUGCAAUAAGCCUAAAUGCACACGAGGUUUAAGCAUAAGCCUAGGAUAGACAUAUGGAAACUGCAUACUUUAGAUGAAGAAGAAAUAUUUAUUUUUUCCAGAGGAAAAAUCACUUACAUACAUAAUUACAAAGAAAAGCAAAUAAACGAGAGGAGCAAUGCAAAUUCAAAGAGAUUUAGCACUUACAUAGACGUAGUUUAGUGAAGAUGAUGAGACUACUCAAUAAUUAGAAAAUUAUACGAAAGACAAUUGAAAAGUUCAC